AUGGCUUCUCGGCCAAACCCUGUUGGUGCUGACCAGAGCAACGCCGGGAAGGAGGAGCAGCCGCAGUCGCAACCGCAACCUUUGGUCGCCGAAGACGGUGGUAAAAAGGACAAGCCUCCCCCACGCAGCAGGCUGCAACUACUGGCUCGGAGUUCUCUGCAACGUCUUUCGUUUGCGCACCGAAAAUCAGACCUGAUUCAGCAGCAACAUAACAACAACAAGUCUCCCAUACAGACACACCGACAACAUCACAAGAUGUCGGACAGGCAGAGCCUCGAGUCAAACGGCGACAACUCUGCCAUGCGGGAAAUUGAGCGCGGCCCGCCCGGAGAUAGGAAACAGAACGCGCGCUCGAGAAUGUCCCAGCUUGACGUACAGGCCUCCAAGAGGCGGAGUACCUUUUUCGAAGACACCUUUGCUGCCUCAAAGGGGGAGAAGAGUGGUGCCAAGGCGGCGACUGCCAUGACAGAGAGGAUCCGGAGCGAAGCUAUCGUCAUGGCUGAGGUCAAGACAAAUGUCAUUCUCAGCGAUGAGUUCACCUUUAUAACCGAGCUGUCAUACAAUCUUUCGCUGCGCUACCAGCGGCCAGUGUCGAGCAUCGUGGUGUCGGUGCAGCACGGGGCGUGUAUGAUGUAUGGCGGGACCUUUGAGCCGGCGUACAGCUUGACAAUAUUCGCCCUGCCUUCGCAGAUGCGCCCUACGACCAACAAGCGCAACGCUGUCAUGAUUCAAAUGCACAUGGAUGAGGUCCUGGGCGUGCCCUCAUCGCGUGGCAUCGUCAGAUUCGUUCCCAUGCCAGAAGACAACGUCGCCGUCAGCGGACGGACGAUCGGCUCAGAGAUCACCGAGCUGGCUAGGGAGGCGGGUAUCGACCUUAUCGACGACGAUGAGGGCAAUGGCCUUGCAAAGAGGAGAAGUGUGAAGCUCAAGAAUCGACUGAGCGUCAGAAAAUCUUUCAGCAACUUCAAGGAUCACAACAGAAGCGGCUCCCGAGAACUCACACCGCCCACGAGCGCGUCGGAUCACAGGCCAGCAGUCCCGCCGCUGCCGUCACCGCCGCUCGAGCCCGGCUACAAUCACGAAGUCGGUCGUGACAGGCCUGGCCCGGGACUAAACGACCCAAUGCCGGUGAGGAAGACGAGAAGGCGAAAGAGCUUCGUCGCGAGCAUCUUUGGAUGGCCCAAGGAGGAUACUAACCGACCACCGAUACCGCUGUAA
This is a messenger RNA of Pyricularia grisea, 1218 nucleotides long. RefSeq lists its product as uncharacterized. The transcript has 3 exons. The record is from RefSeq and is a predicted model, not a curated record. Lineage: Eukaryota; Fungi; Ascomycota; Sordariomycetes; Magnaporthales; Pyriculariaceae. Bases 1 to 1218 code for a protein of 405 amino acids. Gene Ontology annotation, molecular function: phenylpyruvate tautomerase activity.